This is a messenger RNA of Porites lobata, 649 nucleotides long. NCBI's taxonomy places the organism in Eukaryota, Metazoa, Cnidaria, Anthozoa, Scleractinia, Poritidae. The record is from the annotation of a GenBank genome assembly.
AUGCAGACUACAUUAAAAUUUGACAUUAGAAACUGCGUCGACCAUAAUUUUGACUUUAAUGAUGAUGACGACGAAGAAUUAACAGGCAUGUUGCACGAACUUGGAAGUACUUGGAUCUUUGGCAAUGGUACGGGGAUGUUACCGAAUAUACCCCAAGGGGAUCUGUUUGAGGAGUUCCAUAGAAGGUGGAAAUCUGGUAUUAUUCACCCGGUCGGUCCGGACGUUCAUAUAAACGUGGAAGACCACAAGUCUUUUUGCGAGGCGCUUUAUCAGCUGCAUAAACUCAAGAAUGAAAUUGAUGAGCGAGACAUUGUUUACAGUAAGUUAUUUUACUGUUUUGUUACUUGCACUGAGCAAGGUCUUUCUUCAAAACUGUGAAAUAUUUGAACCCAGGAGUCAUUUCAGGUUUCAAGUUGAUCGUUUUAUUUCACAGGAUCUAAACGGAUGGACUUGCAUGCGCUUAAUAGAUGAUCUCGUGCUAACUGAAGAAAGCAGAUCUGUAUACCUUGUUAUAGGAAAUUAACGCUCCAUUAACAUCUUCACAUAGACCAUAAUGCACCUUGGUUACACCCCAAAAUUUUGCAUAUCGAUUGGUUCGAAUUGUUUUAUAGUCGGCCUAAGAGAACUCGAAGACAAUGGUUAUGCAAAA